Messenger RNA from Erinaceus europaeus (western European hedgehog), 2419 nucleotides. It is a transcript of the gene BAIAP2L1, whose product is annotated as BAR/IMD domain containing adaptor protein 2 like 1. The transcript has 16 exons. Bases 421 to 1950 code for a protein of 509 amino acids. Gene Ontology annotation, cellular component: nucleoplasm; cytosol. Lineage: Eukaryota; Metazoa; Chordata; Mammalia; Eulipotyphla; Erinaceidae. Gene Ontology annotation, biological process: actin filament bundle assembly; positive regulation of actin filament polymerization; actin crosslink formation. The record is from RefSeq and is a predicted model, not a curated record. Gene Ontology annotation, molecular function: protein binding.
GCCUCAGGUGGGGCCGCCCCGCCCUCCCGCCCUCCAGCGUGCGCGUCCAGCGGCGUCUUCUCAGCUUUUCGCAGUCGGCGGCCACCCCGGCGCUGCGAGUUUUGACAUUUGGGAGGCAGCCGGGCGGGCUCCCCCAGACCGACGGCUGUGGCGGCGGCUGCCCCGCCAGGGUCCCUAGCCGCUGCCCCGCACUCCCGCCGCCGCCUGGGAAGGGCGGCCACGAGGCCCCGCGCUCGGCGUCCCGGCGGCCGCAGCCAUGUCGCGGGGGCCGGAGGAGGUCAGCAGGCUCACGGAGAGCACCUACCGGAAACACGUGAGCACAGAGCCCUGCCGCUCCUCCCAGAUCAGAGCCGCACAUGUUUCCCGUGGAGAUGAAAUGCCAGCUUGAGCAAGCAAGCAGUCAGACGCUCAGAAAACGUUAUGGAACAGUUCAACCCUGGUCUCCGAAAUUUAAUAAACCUAGGAAAAAAUUAUGAAAAAGCUGUUACUGCUAUGAUCCUGGCAGGAAAAGCCUACUACGAUGGAGUGGCCAAGAUCGGUGAGAUGGCUGCCGGGUCCCCUGUGUCGACAGAACUGGGCCUCGUUCUCAUAGAAAUUUCCAACACCCACAAGAAGCUCAAUGAGAGUCUUGAUGAAAACUUCAGAAAGUUCCAUAAAGAGAUCAUACACGAGCUGGAGAGGAAGACAGAACUUGAUGUGAAAUACAUGAAUGCAACUCUCAAAAAAUACCAGACAGAACACAGGAGUAAAUUAGAUUCUCUGGAGAAGUCUCAGGCUGAGUUGAAGAAGAUCAGAAGGAAAAGUCAAGGAGGACGAAACGCUCUCAAAUAUGAACACAAAGAGAUUGAGUACGUAGAAACUGUGACUUCUCGGCAGAGUGAAAUCCAGAAAUUCAUUGCAGAGGGUUGCAAAGAAGCUUUACUUGAAGAGAAAAGGCGCUUCUGCUUUCUGGUUGACAAACACUGCAGUUUUGCAAACCACAUACAUCAUUAUCACUUACAGUCUGCUGAGUUACUCAAUUCCAAACUGCCCAGGUGGCAGGAAACCUGUGGAGAUGCCACCAAAGUACCCGAGAAGAUCAUGAACAUGAUAGAAGAAAUAAAGACCCCCAUCUCUACACCGGUGUCUGGAACACCUCAGCCUUCACCGAUGGUUGAGCGGAGCAGCAUGGUUGGGAAAGAGUAUGAUACCCUUUCUAAACAUUCGCCAAAGAUGCCCCUGGCUCCUUCAGCCAGAGCCUAUUCCGGUCCUUUGAUUGACAUGUUCAAUAACCCAGCAACAGUCGCACAGAAUUCACAGAACUCAGAAAGGACAAAUAAUUCAACAGACCCUUCUGACGACCCCAGCUUACAGCGGUCUAUUUCUGUUGCAACUGGACUGAACAUGAUGAAAAAGCAGAAAGUGAAAACCAUUUUCCCACACUCCGCCGGCUCUAACCAGACGCUGCUCAGCUUCUCACAGGGAGACGUCAUCACACUUCUCAUCUCAGACGAGAAGGACGGCUGGCUCUACGGAGAGCACGACGACACCAAAGUGAGGGGCUGGUUCCCGUCCUCGUACACAAAGCUGCUGGAAGAAAAUGCAAAGGAACCCGUGAGCAUGCCCAAACCAAGCCCUUUGCCCGUGGUGAGAAGCAUCAGCACAGUGAACUUAGCUGAGAAGAGCAGUGUUGUCAUCCCCCCGCCUGACUACUUGGAAUGUCUGUCCCAGGGAGCAGCCGCGCCCAAGAGCACAUCCAUCUUCAAGGCACCGGCCCCCAAACUAGAAGCCACAUCUCCGGACAGGGAGAAAUUGAAGGAGAAAGACACCUGCACAGCUGCUUUGCCAUUUGUGAAGAAUGACGCCAAUGGGAUUGCAAAGCCGCCCUUCCUCAGCGGAGAGAACCCCUUCGCUACAGUCAAACUGCGGCCCACGGUGACCAAUGACCGCUCCGCCCCGGUCAUCCGGUGAGGAGACAGGACGGCGUGGGAGGGACGCUUAGUUCUCGUGAGCAGAGUGCUAGGUCUGCGCUACGUGCUGCACGGCUUCCCUGGAGGUGCCUGGCGGGAAACGCCUCGACCUGGGCAGAUCACGCGUGUUCUCAAUUUCAUGGUCGAGUGUGUGUGUGUGUGUCCUGAAAAAGAUAAUUUUAAUAAUUUGAGUUGAUCACUGAACAUUCUUCCCAUUCUGAGUUUAAAAAAGAAAUGGUAAAUAUAGUUCUGAAUCCUAGUUUUAAAAGUACUUUGAUUGUUACUAGAGCCAGAAUGAGGGGUAGACUACGCUUCCGCUUCCAGUCAGCUGUCAGACAGGCAUGUGUUCCAAAGUAGCCUUACAAUGUUUAUCUAAAGGAAAUACCGUCUGCAUUUGCAUCUUCCCGUGGAAAUUAUAAUUGUAAGCAAUAUAAAUUAUAAGAUUGUAUAAAAUUUAAUUUUUAAUUUAA